This is a messenger RNA of Puntigrus tetrazona (Sumatra barb), 1154 nucleotides long. It is a transcript of the gene gng8, whose product is annotated as guanine nucleotide binding protein (G protein), gamma 8. Gene Ontology annotation, cellular component: heterotrimeric G-protein complex. Gene Ontology annotation, biological process: G protein-coupled receptor signaling pathway. NCBI's taxonomy places the organism in Eukaryota, Metazoa, Chordata, Actinopteri, Cypriniformes, Cyprinidae. The record is from RefSeq and is a predicted model, not a curated record. Bases 168 to 380 code for a protein of 70 amino acids. The transcript is spliced from 3 exons. Gene Ontology annotation, molecular function: G-protein beta-subunit binding.
GACGGCAGGCUUUCCCAUCCUUCCACUCCUUACUAUCUCUUCAUUCAGUCCUGCAGGUCGUAAUGUGUACAACAAUCAAUCUACGAUAACAAGACUUUUCUUCUGCCGGCAUCACAGAUAAAUCUGGAUCAACUGGGGGUUAAUUUGGUGUCUUACAAGAGAGCAGAAUGUCUAAUAACAUGGCUAAGAUUGCAGACGCGCGAAAAACAGUGGAACAACUGAAACUGGAGGUUAAUAUUGACAGAAUGAUGGUAUCUAAAGCAGCGGCUGAGCUGAUGGCUUACUGUGAGUCUCAUGCAAAAGAGGACCCCCUGGUGACCCCCGUACCAUCCUCAGAAAACCCCUUCAGAGAGAAAAAGAUAUUCUGUACCAUUUUGUAGAUGCUAUUUAUAACAUACGGUUAAGGUUUAUUUUGUUAUUUUCGAGAUAUCUCCAAGACCUUAAAGGGACAAACACAAAAAUUGCAAUUCUGUCAUUAGGCUAAUAACUCACCCUGAUGUCGUUCCAAACCUGUAAGGCCUUCAUUCAUCUUAGGAACACAAAUUAACAUAUUUUUGAUUAAAAUCGAGAGCUUUCUGAUUCUGCAUAGAGAGCAAUGUAACUCAAAUGAUCCAGAAAGGCAGUGAUAUUCAUUGUAGUUUUAUGAAGAAUUCUUUUUGUAUGCAAUUUUUUUUAUUUUUGUUUUAUUCAACAAUUCUUCUCUGAUGAAAUUUUAAAUAUGCCCUUACUACAGAACAUUUCAGUUGCAUUGCUCUCUAUGCUCUAUGGAGGGCCAGAUUUCAUCAAAAAUAUCUUAACUUGUGUUUCUGAUGAAAAUUAACGAGAGAAUUUUCUUUUUUGGGGUCAACGAUCUCUUUAAGCCAAAUGUUUCAUUGAUCUCAUAAAUGCCACUCAAAUGUCAACAAAUGUGAAUAAUCUCUAAACGUCCGAAUAUGUUUUGGGCUACAAGAACAACUUUCUUUGUGUUUUGGAAUUUUCAUCCAUCCAGGUCAUCGUUUAAUUAUAUUUCUUCCUACAUGAAUAUAUUAUUUUUCCUCACGGUGGCGCUACAGUUUUAAAAGGUUUGUUAACCUGCAUUCAUCCGUACCGCCGCUGAGUGUUUAGUGAGGUUUCUCAGCCUACAUAACAGCAAUAAAACAAGAGAGAGCAAAGUU